Sinocyclocheilus anshuiensis is the source of this 1394-nucleotide messenger RNA. Its product is annotated as four and a half LIM domains protein 2. The transcript is spliced from 6 exons. Bases 79 to 930 code for a protein of 283 amino acids. Lineage: Eukaryota; Metazoa; Chordata; Actinopteri; Cypriniformes; Cyprinidae. Gene Ontology annotation, cellular component: nucleus; Z disc. Gene Ontology annotation, molecular function: transcription coregulator activity. The record is from RefSeq and is a predicted model, not a curated record.
CCUCCAUCUCUCUUUCAAGAACCAAAGACGCAGAGCACAGCACAUCACUGCACAGGACAGGAAUGGUUGAAAUCCAAGAUGGCGGAACGCUAUGACUGCCACUACUGCAAUGAGUCUUUGUUUGGGAAGAAGUAUGUUCUGCGUGAUGAAAAUCCAUACUGUGUGAAGUGCUAUGAGAGCAACAAUUUAAUGCAUGUGAGACAAUGUAGGUUCGAAUUGUCCUUACCUGUAUGCGUUUGUCCUCAGGAUUUGUCUUACAAGGACCGUCACUGGCAUGAUGACUGCUUCCACUGCUUCAAAUGUCACCGUUCCUUGGUGGACAAGCCGUUCUCCACCAAAGAUGAGCAGCUACUAUGUACUGAGUGUUACUCCAAUGAGUAUUCCUCGAAAUGUUUUGAGUGCAAGAAGACAAUCAUGCCAGGCUCCAGGAAGAUGGAGCACAAGGGGAACAGCUGGCAUGAGACCUGCUUUACCUGCCAGCGCUGUCAGCAGCCUAUUGGAACCAAGAGCUUCAUUCCUAAGGACAAUAAUAACUACUGCGUGCCCUGCUAUGAGAAGCAAUUUGCACUGCAGUGUGUACACUGCAAGAAGCCAGUCACCACUGGGGGUGUGACCUACCAUGACCAGCCAUGGCAUAAGGACUGCUUCUUGUGUACUGGCUGUAAGGAGCAGCUGUCUGGCCAGCGCUUCACCUCUCGUGAUGACUUUCCCUAUUGCCUCAACUGCUUCUGCAAUUUGUAUGCCAAGAAGUGUGCUGAAUGCACAACCCCUAUUAGUGGUCUGGGAGGCACCAAAUACAUCUCCUUUGAAGAGAGACAGUGGCACAAUGACUGCUUUAACUGCAAGAAGUGUUUGGUGUCCCUGGUGGGCCGUGGCUUCCUGACGGAGAGAGAUGACAUCCUGUGUCCUGACUGUGGCAAAGACAUCUGAUCAGACAGCAUAGCACUGCAAUUCCUAACAUUUUAUUAUAUUAAAUAACAUUUAUUAUUAGAGUUAAAUAGCAAUCAAAGCUUUUAAAGAGGGUAAUAUAUUUGUCUAAUAAAAGCUUUCUUUAGAUAAUUAACUUUAAAGGGGCCUGUGCAUGCCAAGGCCUAUUAUUAUAAUAUUGUGUCAUGUUUUUGUGGUCAGGGUUUAAACUAUAGCCAAACCAAAAGAAACAUAUGUAGUGUGAAAAUUAUUAUUUUCAUUUUAAAUAUAGAACCAUAAGGUACAAUGAAUGUUACAUUUUAUAGUAUAAUUGCCUAUUUUACCUUUUUUUUUGUGACUAACAUUUGCUUUUGACUCCUCAAUCAUUAUUUGUCAUUUAUAGUCUGUGUGAAGAAUUUGCUGUCGCUCAUAAUAAACUUCUGAAUGAAAAAGGCUCAGUACUGCUUAUAGGAGAUCACUAUAAUAAA